AAGAAGAACAACCCGGAAGUUUGCUGCACACAGUCCUGCUGACGGCUCUUUCAAUUCAGAGCAUCUCUCAAAACAACCCCUUCUUUCAUUCGUAUUUAAUGUAAACUGUUAGCACUUUUAUGUGGUGGUUAAUAUGUGUAACCGCGGCUAGCUGCGUGGUAACCGGCGGGCAGACGGAGUGAUGGAGACAGCGCAGUUUGGUUCAUUUUAUCCGCGGAGAGUCCAGUGAUCACCAUGAUCCCCGUGCCUCUGCUGGUGUUUGUGAUGGCAGGAUGGUGUGCUGUCUACCUCGCCGACACACUGUUGAAGUCAUCAGUGACACAUCGGAUCAGCUACGAGUCAUGGCUGGCCAGUCGAGGCCUGAUGUUGUCUCCUUUUCACCUGAGAUGGCAGACCACCAUGUUCAACCGACUCUUUGCAUACUGCGCCCGCAUCAACCCCCGAGCCCAGUACAUGUGGUUCAACAGCGGUUUGGUGUUCGGUAUCGUAGCGAUGGUGGGAUCUGUGGUGCUGCUGAUAAAGACGCUGCAGCAGACGCUGGCUCAGAUGACCACAGACAACCCUCGGAUGGGAGGUCAGCAGGCCCUGCAGGUGGUGGUCCCUGGUGUCAAUCUGCCCACCAGUCAGCUGGCCUACUUCUUCAUCGCACUGCUGCUCAGCGGAGUUAUACAUGAGCUGGGCCACGCUGUGGCAGCACUGAGGGAGCAGGUGCGAGUAAACGGCUUCGGCAUGUUUGUGUUUGUGGUGUACCCCGGAGCGUUCGUGGACCUGUUCACCACACACCUCAACAUCAUUUCACCCACUCAGCAGCUCCGCAUCUUCUGUGCCGGAGUUUGGCACAACUUUGUCCUGUGUGUGGCAGCUCUAGCCUUCCUCUUUCUGCUGCCCGUCCUUCUGUUUCCCGUGUACUCCACCGGCGGCGGGGCGCUGGUCACCGAGGUCGUCCAGGGCUCCGCGGCUGAAGGUCCCCGGGGUCUGUCCGUCGGGGACAUCGUGACGGGGCUGGAGGACUGUCCGGUCGGGGGGGUUGAGGACUGGGCCAGCUGCCUGUCCCGCCUCUCUCACGCGCAGCAGACUGGAUACUGUGUCCCCCGCGCCAGCCUGCAGCCCAGCUGGGCCCACGGACGAGCUUUCAAGCGUUUGGAUGGAACGAUGGACUGCUGCAGCAACAACAGCCUGACAGACCUCUGCUUCUCUUACAUGAAGCCACAGGGCAAGAACAGCAGAGAGAGAGAGUACGCCUGCAUGCCGGUGCGUAAGAUGGUGACGGGGACGCGAGUGUGUCGCACCGACGAGGACUGCGCCGCACACUUCCACACCCCCAGCGUUUGCGUCACUCCGUCUCUGGAGAACCAGACUCGUUUCAUCCGUGUCACACACCCGCCCAACACACACAUGCUGUUUGUGGGGUAUCCGCCGCACCUCCAGUACUCUGUGAGUCUGACCAACUUCGUCCCCCGUUUUGGUUUCCUCCACCUGGAUCUUCCCGUCUUUUUGGAGACCUUCUGCAAAUAUGUGGUGUCCCUCUCCGGUGCAUUAGCGGUAGUUAACUCCGUGCCGUGCUUCGCCCUCGACGGCCAGUGGAUGCUGAACGCCCUGCUGGAGGCCACGCUGGUUACUGUGGUAACGGACCGCCAAAAGCGCGAGCUGAUUGGCUUCUUCCUGCUGCUGGCUGGCAGCGCCCUGCUGGCAGCCAACGUGGCACUGGGCCUGUGGAUGGUCACGGCGCGGUAGCCACAGCGGUGAGCUGCUCUGGCGAGACAAAAACUAAACGAUUAAAUCCCCAUGUGGACUGAGAGCUUCUCUCUCAGGAAGAGUUUGACACGUGUGGACCAUUAAACUGUGAACAUACAGGGAACAGACUGCGUUAUCUGGCAGUGCUGCCCGGUUUCAGGAGACUGUUGAGCAGAACGUUAGUCUGCCUUUAAGGCUUUACCAACCUUCUUCCACCUUGUUGCCGCCAUAUACUUUAAAAGCACAUAUACAAAUAAAUAAUGCACUUGCCGUCAAGCACUGUCCUACGUGACUGUUUACAAAGACUGCACAAUCUUUCCAAAUGUUAAUAUCUGUGACGUGUUUGAAAGAAAACUGUCUUUGUGUUUGAUUCCAAAAUGCCAUAUUCUCCUGUUGACACUGUUUGUCUCGGCCUCAAAGUGCUCGAGAGAGUUGCCCGUGGAAGUUAAGCUGUUCUUAGUGGAGAAGCAAAGUUUUAAAAGCCUUACAUUAAUUGGUGAAUACAUUAAAAUUUCUUCUACAUAUCACCAAUAUGUACUGCCUAAUAUUCAUGUGACAGUAUAUCAAAGGAACUGACUAAUCAUAAGGAUGUACAUUAAUUAGUUAAUCAAUGAAGAUGACGCCUACAUUUUAUCACAUCUGACAAAUAUUUUAAGGCAGGUAUUCCAUUUGCUUCGUUAAGUGUCUUUCUCUUCUCUUCUCGGGCAUUUUAGUGGGAAAACAAAUUUGUCAACGAACCUUUUCCCACUUUUUCCUCAAGGUGUAAGUAUCAUUUUUACGCUCUUGGCCGCUCACUGUCUAUGAUGUGGAAGUUGGUUUGUCAAACUUGUGGAAUAAAAGACUUUCUUUAUUUAA
Centropristis striata (black sea bass) is the source of this 2589-nucleotide messenger RNA. RefSeq names its product membrane-bound transcription factor peptidase, site 2 (gene mbtps2). Bases 235 to 1734 code for a protein of 499 amino acids. Gene Ontology annotation, cellular component: membrane; cytoplasm. Lineage: Eukaryota; Metazoa; Chordata; Actinopteri; Perciformes; Serranidae. The transcript has 11 exons. The record is from RefSeq and is a predicted model, not a curated record. Gene Ontology annotation, biological process: regulation of response to endoplasmic reticulum stress; membrane protein intracellular domain proteolysis. Gene Ontology annotation, molecular function: protein binding; metalloendopeptidase activity.